Alexandromys fortis (reed vole) is the source of this 1763-nucleotide messenger RNA. RefSeq names its product tripartite motif containing 15 (gene Trim15). Gene Ontology annotation, cellular component: cytoplasm. The record is from RefSeq and is a predicted model, not a curated record. Gene Ontology annotation, biological process: protein ubiquitination. The transcript is spliced from 6 exons. Gene Ontology annotation, molecular function: ubiquitin protein ligase activity; zinc ion binding. Bases 500 to 1516 code for a protein of 338 amino acids. NCBI's taxonomy places the organism in Eukaryota, Metazoa, Chordata, Mammalia, Rodentia, Cricetidae.
GCAGUUCGAAGUCACUCUCAACACCACGGGCUGGACUUUGAUGCUACUGUAGGCCUCCUAGAGCGAAAUUUAUGGCUCUCACCUGCUCAGCGUGACAGGAAGCGGCUCCUCCCCAAAGGCCCCACCCUCUGUGGCCAAGCGAUUCCAGGAAACCCCAUUUCCAAGUGACCUCAUGGUGCAAUACGCUGCUCCCCACCCCUGGGACAGAAGGCAACCGGAGUGGAGAGCUAGGUCUCCUGCCUGCCACUGGGAAACGCUGGGUAGUCAAGACGUCCUGGAGUUUGGACCUGCUUAGCUGCUGGGUGGUGGCCCAGGGUUCUGGGCGUGCCUGAGGCAGAGCAGGUAACUUUGCUGAGCUGACAUUCCUGCCUUUCGUUCAGCCUCGGAUUCCUUUGCCUCUGUGACAGUGACGCACUUACAAGUGACUCAGUUUCAGGGAAAGGAAAUUGGAGUGGACAGAAGCUGAAGACUGUGUUGACGGGCAGGGAAAGGCACGGUGAUGCCCUCGACCAGGUCCCUGCGGGGACUCCAGCACGUAGUCUGUCCUGCCUGCUCCCGGCCCCUGAAGGAUGCGGUGACCAUAGCAUGCGGACACUCUGUCUGCCUACCUUGCCUCCCGCGCACCCCGAUGGGGGCCCAGCUACUGUGCCCGCUCUGUCAGGAGGAAGAAGAGGAGCAAACCCAGGCCGCAGUGACUCCAGUGCCCCUGGGUGCCCUAGGCGAGACCUGCUGCGAGGAUCACGGAGAGAAAAUCUAUUUCUUCUGCGAGACCGACGCGGAGCUGCUCUGCGUGUUCUGCCGGGAGAGCCCCGCCCACCAGGCGCACACCGUGGGGUUCCUGGACGAAGCCAUCCAACCCUACAGGGAUCGUCUCAGGAGUCGGCUAGAAGCUCUGAGGACGGAGCGGGACAAGAUAGAGGACAGGAAAUGUGAGGAAGAUCAGAAGCUCCGAGAGCUCCUGACGCAGAUUGAAGGCAAGAAGCAGCAGGUAGAAGCCACGUUUGAAAGGCUGAAGCAGGAGCUUGGGGACCAGAGGCACCUCCUGAUGACCAGGCUGGAGGGGCUAGAACAGCAGAUCUGGAAGGAGAGAGACGAGUACAUCACAAAGGUCUCUCAGGAGGUCCACCGCCUGGGUGCCCAGGUUGAAGAGCUGGAGGAGAAGUGUCAGCGACCAGCAAGUGAGCUUCUGCAAGAUGUCAGACUCAACCAGAGCAAGUAUGAGACAAAGACUUUUGUGAGUCCAGAGGCCAUUUCCUCUGAUCUUGCUAAGAAGAUCCGAAACCUCCACAGGAAAAUACUUGGCCUCCCAAAGAUGAUGAGGACAUUCUCAGAAAACUUGACGCACCAUUUGGAAACAGAUUCAGGUAAUCAGCAAGGGCUGGGGAGGGGGCUCCACCCCACUUGUCCAUCGCACCCACGGCCACACACAGCAAUGAAAUGUGCUCACUGGACCCUGACUGCUUGGGGUCUCGGGACUAUUAAGCCUUUUCUCUCCACCAUAAAAUGUAAACAAUAACAAUCUACACUAGGAAUCCAUAUGAGGAUUAAAUAAAUUAAUGUGUACAGAGCUCAGCACAGUACUGGACACAGUGACUGAUGAAUGUUGUCAGUUACCUACAUAGUCGUCCAAAACACGUACUAAGCCCCAAGUUUUGCCUAGAAUUAUGCUACAAUCGCUGUAAAUUUGAACUAAUAUUGUAUAUUUUUUAAAAAAAAAACUAGCAUUUUGCUGGGGGUGGUGGCACACGGCUAUAAUCCCAGAA